Macadamia integrifolia is the source of this 950-nucleotide messenger RNA. RefSeq names its product cytochrome c1. Lineage: Eukaryota; Viridiplantae; Streptophyta; Magnoliopsida; Proteales; Proteaceae. The coding region runs from base 142 to 657 and encodes 171 amino acids. The record is from RefSeq and is a predicted model, not a curated record. The transcript is spliced from 2 exons.
UGUGCCUACCUCUCUCUAGGCAGUAUAAAUAGCCGUUACCUCUCCACCAUUUCUCUCAUUCGUUCUCUCUCUCUCUCUCUCUCUCUCUCUCUCUCUCUAACCAUCUCGUAUUUUUAAUUUGUUUCUGCUCCGAUCCUCCCCAUGGCUACCGUCGAGGUUCAGACAACACCCGCUCCAGAGUUCACCACCCCAGUUGAGGAACCAACUAAGGUUGAACCAGUUGCAGAGGAAACGGUAACUGCACCAGUAGUGGCAGAAGAACCCGCCGUUGCUGCCCCUCCCGCAGAGGUGGAGACACCCGCACCAUCAGUAGAGGAAACACCGAAAGAAGAAGAGGUGGUUGAAGAGAAGGUAGAGGCAGCAGAGGAGAAACCCGCAGAGGAAGUAUCUACCGAGACAAAGGAAAUCAAAGUCGAAGCCACAGAAACCGCAGCACCAGAAGAGACAGAGACAAAGGCAGAGGAGCCAGCCGCAGAAGAACCGGCAGCGGCAGCGGCAGUUGUAGAAGAAGCUGCACCUGCUGCAGCAGCUGAGGAGAAAGUAGAGGAGACUACGAACACUGCUGCUGAAGAACCAGAAGCCGAAGCAACCAAGACAGAAACCAAAGCUGAAGAAGAAACCAAGGUUGAGGAAGAGAAGGUUGAUGCUGCUGAGUAGAGUGUGAUGGGGCUUGUUUGGAUGCAUAGGUUAUUUUUAUUAUUAGUAGUAGUAGUUUAUGGUUAAGUGAAGCUAAAAUGAGAUAUCUAUCAAUGAGGGGCUGAGGGGCAUAUCCCCAUAUGGGUUGGGUAAUACUCUCUUUGGAUUUAGAUUUCUGAGUUGGAUUUUGCUUCUGUGGUUUGAGUUAAAAGAGUUGGUGUUGUUUGAUUUUGAUGGUACUUAGUGGGUUUAUGUAGAGAUCUCUUUGUAUUGGUAUUUUAGUUAUUCUAAAAAUGUAUUUCUUAUUGUAUUUA